UGUUAUGCAUAAUUUUUUUAUUUUUUAUUUCCUUAAAAAACAUGAAUUCAUGCAAUAAAAUAUGAAAUUUGUAAGUGAAGAGCAUAUAUUAAAGAAUGGGGAAUAGAAGGCCAAAUAAUUGGAGUUUUAUAGGUAAAGCUUUAAAUGAAGGGAAGAUGGAAAACUAAAUAGAAAGCAAACAAAAACAGAAGUCCUUUUUCUAGGCAAUAGACCUCUGUUUCUUUGUACCUCUUCAUAACUACAUUUCCCAUAACUCUUCAGUCCUUAGACAAGAAUCGUUUAAUCUCGACCCACUUUUGCAAUGGCUUCAUAAUGUAUUAGCCAUUAAUUGAUAUCAACGUAUUAAGUAUCACGAGUCAACUCAAGCAUAACUUGACUACUCGAGACAUACCUGAUGUUCGAAUCCCUCUCUCUUCUCUCUCAAAAGGAAAUGAAAUGAAAAGAAAAGGGAUUGAUUUAUUCAAUUGGGACCCCCAAGAACAGAGAGAUGCAGUGCAGGAGCAAGACAAAGGCUAUACCAUUUCCUUUCACUGUAGCAUUUUUGUCAACACUUCACCACCACCACUUCAAUUCUCUGAACCCUUUUUUUCCCAUUUCAACACUCCAAUCCUUCUCUCAUUCUCUCACUCAAAAUAUGGCUUUAAACAAUUCCCUCUUUCUCAUUCUCCCUCUCAUAUUCUCCCUCUCUGUCUUUCACCCCACAUCAGUUUUGGGAAUCUCAGGGAAUGAAGAUUCAAAGCAGAAGGAAUUGGCUAUUGGGUCAAGGCCACCAAAGUGCUUCAACAAGUGCUUGAAUUGCAAGCCAUGUGUUGCUGCUUUGGUCAUUUCUCAGCGCCACAAAGGUGAUGAUAGUAACAACGGCGGUGUUGUUUCUAAUUUGGAGGCGGCUCAAGUUCCCAAAGAUGAUGCCUAUUAUCUUCUCUCAUGGAAAUGCAAGUGUAAAGAUAAGUACUUUCAACCUCGAAAAACAUAAAAACACUUCCAUUUUUCAUUGUUUCACCCAAAUUUUUAUGUAUGCCUACGUAUCAUAAUAUAGUGAUUCUUGAGAGAGUUUUUUUUUGGUGCUUUUUCUUCUGCUCUCUUUGUUCAAGGGAAUGGAACUGAAUGUAAAUUUACAAGAUUUUGAUUUGAAAAACAUGUGGGCAUUAAGUGUGGAAUGUAUGAGUAUUUAAUGCAUAUAAGUUAGUUGUUUUCGUUGAAUCAAAUGAAUGGAUUGCUCAUAAA
Molecule: messenger RNA, 1224 nt
Organism: Cucurbita pepo subsp. pepo (vegetable marrow)
Lineage: Eukaryota; Viridiplantae; Streptophyta; Magnoliopsida; Cucurbitales; Cucurbitaceae
Product: EPIDERMAL PATTERNING FACTOR-like protein 1
Biological process (GO): guard cell differentiation; stomatal complex development
Source: RefSeq, a predicted model, not a curated record